AUGAAAAGCCUUUUUGUUCCCCUGCCGUUUUCGCAUUCACCCCCACCUUGCCCCCUCUUCACUCCCCCUUCCGCCUCCUUUAUCCUUCUCACUAACUCUCCUAUCCCCCCCAAUUCACCCCUCUCCUUCCCUCUUUCCACCUCUUCCCAACUCCGCCACCACUCACCGCACUCCUUCCCUCUCCCCGCCAUCCAAUCGCUGUUUCCUUUCCUCUGCAGCGGCCUGUACGCCACUCAGCCAAUAGAGAAAGGGCACGUGUUCCUUACUAUGAUAACGGGUGACUCCCUUCCUCCUCCCCUCGCGUCUCUCCUCUCUCCCUCACUCUCCGUGUGGGCCUGCAUCGCCCUCUUCCUCCUCCUCCUCCUUUUCCCCUCUCAUCCCUUGCCCCCCCUCUCUCAUCACCCGUCUUUCCAACAGAUGAUAACGGCACCUCUCUCCCCCUUUCUCUCCUUCCUCGAAUGUCUUCUAGGCGCCUUACAUAUCCGUUUCUCCCCCUCCCAACACCCCCUUCCCCCCCUUCCUUUUAUCCCUCCGCCAGGUGUGGUGGGGGCAGCACGAGAGAACCAUGCUGCUGCUUCUGAGGCGCCCAAACCCUCUUCUUCCUCUUCUCCUCCUCUUUUCCACCAUCAGGUGUGGUGGGGGGAGCACGACAGGGCCACGCUGCUGCCAUCGCUCAUAUCGAUCACACUUCUCUCCUCCCGCACCUUCUUGUUGCCCCCCCAUUUCCUGGCCUCCCAUUUCCUGCCCCCCAUUUCCUGGCCCCCCAUUUCCUGGUCCCCUGCUCCCUCGUUCCCAAUUGUCCCUUUCACCUCACGCCUUCCCCUAUUCCCUCCCUCUCUUCUCCUCUUCUCUCCCCCUAUUCCCUCCCUCUCUUCUCCUCUUCUCUCCCCCUAUUCCCUCCCUCUCUUCUCCUCUUCUCUCCCCCUAUUCCCUCCCUCUCUUCUCCUCUUCUCUCCCCCUAUUCCCUCCCUCUCUUCUCCUCUUCUCUCCCCCUAUUCCCUCCCUCUCUUCUCCUCUUCUCUCCCCCUAUUCCCUCCCUCUCUUCUCCUCUUCUCUCCCCCUAUCCCCUCCUCCAGACUCCCACCCAUCACCCACACCUGCAAUCACUCUCGCCCAUCACCCACACCUGCACUCGUUCCUCCCGAGCCUGACCUACGACCAGUUCUGCCAUGCCUACUCGCUAGCACAGUGUGUUCUCGGGCGUGGGGGAUCGAAGCCUUGGGCAAUCUGGCUCUCGUACCUUUCGCGGACAUGAUAAACCACAACGCCCACACGCACACUCUGCUGUGUUACGACGAGGAGCAACAAGCUAUCGAGAUCAUAGCUGACAGAGACUACGAACCAGGGGAGCAGGUGCUAGUGAGCUACGGAGAUCUCUCCAGUGGUGUGUUGGCGCUUGACUUUGGCUUCACUGUGCCCAACAACCCGCAUGACAGUGUGGAGCUGUGUGUGCUUAUAACGAGCAGCAGCACCCCCCAUGAUGCACAACUCAACGAGGCCAAGAGGCGGCUUCUGGUGGAGGCGCAGCUGCUGCCGUGUGACUCUGCCAGUGGCGCCUGCUUUGUGCUCAAGCGCAUCGACACACCUGCUUCAGAUGGGAGGGGUUUGCCCUUCGCCCUGCGAGCCAUGGCACGUAUCCUCACAGCUGCCAGUGACGAGCAGCUGCAUUUCCUGCGACAAGAGGGGAGGCAGCACAGUGGCACAGUGGGGAGACGACCAAUCAGAGCGCAGGGAGGCGGCGGAGGGGGAAGAGGAGGGGGAGGAGGGGAGGUGGGUGGAGUGGAGGGGUGGGAGGGCAGGGCGAUGGAGCUGCUGUUAUCACUGGUGGAAGAGAGGAUAGAGCACUUGAUGGGUGCACGACAGGCCGACCCCCGCCCCUCCCCCCACUCCCCUCCUGCGCACACCAACCUCCCGCCCCUCUCCCCCUUCCUUUCCACACCACCCUUGUUCCCGGUCCGCCAAUUGUGA
Closterium sp. Naga37s-1 is the source of this 1968-nucleotide messenger RNA. The record is from the annotation of a GenBank genome assembly. NCBI's taxonomy places the organism in Eukaryota, Viridiplantae, Streptophyta, Zygnematophyceae, Desmidiales, Closteriaceae.